AUGAAGUACGUUCUAGUUUCUGGAGGUGUUAUCAGUGGCGUCGGAAAAGGGAUCAUUUACGUCUCGAGCAUAAAGAUCGAUCCUUACCUCAAUGUCGAUGCAGGAACGAUGAACCCGAAAGAGCACGGUGAAUGCUUUGUGCUCGACGACGGUGGCGAGGUAGAUCUUGACCUUGGAAAUUACGAACGGUACUUGAAUAUCAACCUCACUCGUGAGAACAACAUCACGACCGGAAAAAUCUACAAGCAUGUUAUCGAGCGUGAGAGGAGGGGCGACUAUCUAGGCCGGACAGUUCAGGUGGUUCCACACAUCACGGAUGCGAUACUCGAGUGGAUCGAGAGGGUCAGUCGCAUAUCGGUAGAUGACACAAAGGAAGAACCAGACGUUUGUGUGAUCGAGCUUGGUGGUACGGUGGGCGACAUUGAGAGCAUGCCUUUUGUGGAGGCAUUGACACAGCUACGAUCGCGUGCUGGCCGCGGAAAUUUCGCACAGAUCCAUGUAUCCUACGUGCCGGUAAUCAAUGGCGAACAAAAGACCAAGCCCACGCAGCAUGCGGUCAGAGCUGUGCGCAGCGCGGGUCUUAUUCCAGACCUGAUCGCAUGUCGCUGUGAGAAGCCCUUGGAACCCUCUGCGUUGCAGAAAAUUGCCCGAGCCUGCCAAGUCGAUGUCGAGCAGAUUUUGGCCGUGCGAGACAUGCCCUCCAUUUACCAAGUCCCCGUGCUCUUAGAAGAACAAGGCUUAAUUACCGUUUUGCGAGACUUCUUAAAGUUGGGACCUGUUGAGGUCAGCCCAUCCAUGGUCCAAAAAGGGAAGCACAUCUGGAGCCAGUGGAAGAGUUUAACCAUGCCAAACCAGCAAUUCUACGAUCUUGUAGAGAUUGCCAUGGUUGGAAAAUACGUCGAGUUUCAAGACUCGUACCUCAGUGUUAUCAAAGCCUUGGAACAUUCUGCCAUGCGAUGCCGUCGGAAAUUGGUCAUCAAGUGGGUCGAUUCGGAACAGCUUGAGUCCCACUACCGCGACAGCGAUCCAGCAAAAUAUCAUAAAGCAUGGCACGAUGUCUGUACAGCAGACGGUGUACUUGUUCCUGGUGGCUUCGGCACCCGUGGUACUGAGGGUAUGGUUUUGGCAGCAAAUUGGGCUCGAGAAAAUAAACGACCAUAUCUGGGCAUUUGUCUAGGCAUGCAAAUCGCAGUGAUCGAGUACGCAAGAAACGUCUGCGGUAUGACUAACGCGACGUCCGAAGAGUUUCAAAAAGAAGGCCCUGACGAUCACGUAAUUAUCUUCAUGCCUGAAAUCGACAAAACGACCAUGGGCGGGACCAUGCGACUCGGUCGACGCGCAACGCAUUUCCAGCCAGGCUCAGAAUGGAGCAAGCUUCGAGCUCUAUACGGUGGUCACGACAGCGUCGAUGAGCGGCACAGGCACAGAUAUGAAGUUAAUCCCAAGUAUAUCGACCGCUUGGAGGAAGCUGGUCUCACAUUUAUCGGCAAGGACGACCAGAACGUGCGUAUGGAAAUCGUGGAGCUGAAGGACCAUCCAUACUACGUGGGGGUGCAAUACCACCCAGAGUUUUUGAGCAAGGUCCUUGAUCCAAGCAAACCGUUGCUUGGUCUGGUCGCAGCGAGCUCCGGGAUCUUGGAAGAGAUUACAAGACAGCAGAAUAUGCUUGUGAAAGGAAAAUCGUUAGCUAAUGGCGUGAAUGGCGUCAAUGGCGUCAAUGGGACACACGACUUCUGA
Verruconis gallopava is the source of this 1737-nucleotide messenger RNA. Its product is annotated as CTP synthase. Gene Ontology annotation, cellular component: cytoplasm; cytoophidium. Gene Ontology annotation, molecular function: CTP synthase activity; identical protein binding. NCBI's taxonomy places the organism in Eukaryota, Fungi, Ascomycota, Dothideomycetes, Venturiales, Sympoventuriaceae. The transcript has 7 exons. The coding region runs from base 1 to 1737 and encodes 578 amino acids. The record is from RefSeq and is a predicted model, not a curated record. Gene Ontology annotation, biological process: pyrimidine nucleobase biosynthetic process; CTP biosynthetic process.